GGGGUCAGGACAGACCUGGCUGGUGACUGGGCAGCGCUGGUGGCCGGCGAGCAACCCCGGGACGCCCUUCCCGCAGCCUUGCCCUGGAGAGGCUGGCCUCGGGGGGUCCCGGCGGGCUCGGCGGGGGUAGCAGGUCUGCACCCCGGGGGUGCGGUGGAGCCACACCAACAGCCUCCUUCCUAACUUGCAGCUUUCUCUUUCCCGCCCUCCAGCGCCCUGUGCUCCCUUCCUUGGAAGGCUUUUCUUGCCUGUCACAGGAUUGUCAAGGCCGAGUCUGGGCUUAGCAACCCCAGCGACAAGCCCAACAACCCUGGCUGUUAGUGGUCCCCUUAAAGCUGGUGCUCCUUGGUCAGGCAGGGGCCGCUUGCUGGUAGGAGGCUUCCAGGGGCAGGGGAGGGAGUUCCCUGCUGGCCAGGCCUGUCCUCCUCUGUGGGGCAGCUGGGAUAGCGGAGGUGACCAUGGCAGUCCUGGUGAACCAUGUGGGUGCAGAGGAGGGCAGGUGUGGAUUCCACAGAGGAAGCUGCUCUGCUGUUACCAAAAAGGGGAGGGGAGUUGCUGGUGAAGCUAGAAGGACAGAGUCACCUACGGAGAAGAUACUUAUCCCUGAGUUGCGUCUCCUGAGCUGGCUGCCUUCUCCCCUGGUCACCGGAUGGCCCCCAUGCUGCUCGGGGCUGCCUCUGCCGCGGCUGCUCCCUGCCUUUUAACUUAAGACAUCAUAACACCUCACCUUCUGCAGCUUUGGAAAGCAGGGGAGCAAAGUCAUUGGAAUUAUUUUCAAAGAGGUGAUGGCUGUGGGUGAGGACUUGAGCCCCUCCCUGUGUGGGGAGUGUGGGCCUUCUGCCCUGAGGUGGGUUUCAGGGCCUCCUGCGGCCAUGCAGGGUCACUUCUGUGUGUUUCUUUGAUGGUUUUCCCCAACUGACUCCUCCAGGGCACAGGGGUUGUGGUUUCAGGACCCCGUGGCCAAGAACAGUGAAUGCGUGAACGUGGUUGCACACUCAUGCCUUUUCUAAGUACAGAUCUUGUUCCUCUUCCCUCCAUCAUCUUGUUCUUAAUCACAAAUCAUGGGAGAUGAAAAUAAAGCCAUUGAGCAUGAAGAUCAGGACCCAUCUCCUGGGAUAAAUCACAUAACCUCUCUGUGUCAAGAAGCACAGGAGGAGGCAAUUAUGAACCUUGAAAGUAUAGAUGGAAAUGAACUAACAGAAGGAAGUAACCUGAUGAACUACAGCGAAAAAAAACUACAAGAUACGCCAACUGAAUCAAAUCACUUGCAAAAGCUAAAGCAAACAUUUGCCUGCCCUCCACAUGGUAUACUGGAUCGGGUAAUAACGAAUAGCACCUUGGUGGUCCUCCUGUGGGCUGUGGUCUGGGCGCUCUCAGGCAGCGAGUGUCUUCCAGGGGGAAACCUGUUCGGGAUUCUCACUCUCUUCUACUCCGCUGUCCUGGGAGGUAAACUGCUGGGGCUCAUUAAGCUCCCCACGUUGCCACCACUGCCCCCUCUUCUUGGCAUGCUGCUGGCCGGGUUUCUCCUCAAGAACACUCCUGUCCUCAGUGACUACGUGCAGAUCCGACCGCGCUGGUCUUCCUCCCUCAGAAGCAUCGCCCUGGCUGUGAUACUGGUCCGCGCGGGCCUGGGGCUCGAUUCCAAGGCUCUGAAGAGACUGAAGGGUGUCUGUGUGAGGCUGUCCGCGGGCCCCUGUCUGGUGGAGGCCUGCACAUCCGCGCUUCUGGCCCGCUUCCUGCUGGGCCUGCCGUGGCGGUGGGCCUUCAUGCUGGGUUUUGUCCUAGGAGCCGUCUCUCCAGCCGUGGUGGUGCCGUCCAUGCUCCUUCUGCAGGCUGGCGGCUUCGGCAUAGAAAAAGGUGUGCCCACCUUGCUCAUGGCUGCGGGCAGCUUCGAUGACAUCCUGGCCAUCACUGGCUUCAACACCUGCCUGGGCAUGGCCUUCUCCACAGGCUCCACGGCAUUUAACGUGCUCAGAGGAGUUUUGGAGGUGGUGAUUGGAGUGGCGGCUGGGUCUCUUCUGGGCUUUUUCAUUCAGUACUUUCCAAGCAGUGACCAGGCGCAGCUUGUGUGGAAGCGGGCGUUCCUGGCCCUGGGGCUCUCCGUGGUCGCCGUGUUCAGCAGCGGGUAUUUCGGCUUCCCCGGGUCUGGGGGCCUCUGCACCCUGGUCAUGGCUUUCCUCGCAGGCGUGGGCUGGGCCAGCGGAAAGGCAGAGGUUGGAAAAAUUAUUGCGGUUGUCUGGGAGAUUUUUCAGCCCCUUCUCUUUGGGCUGAUUGGAGCAGAGGUCUCUAUCACGUCUCUUAGACCAGAAACUGUAGGUCUUUGUGUCACCACCCUCAGCAUUGCAGUGUUGAUACGAAUUUUGACCACAUUCCUGAUGGUGUGUUUUGCUGGUUUUAACAUAAAAGAAAAGAUAUUUAUUUCUUUUGCAUGGCUUCCAAAGGCCACAGUUCAGGCUGCAAUCGGAUCUGUGGCUCUGGACACAGCAAGGUCACACGGAGAGCAGCAGCUGGAAGACUACGGAAUGGAUGUGCUGACAGUGGCGUUUUUGGCCAUCCUCAUCACGGCCCCAAUUGGAAGUAUACUUAUUGGUUUGCUGGGACCCAGGCUUCUCCAGAAAGCUGAACCUCAGAGUAAAGAUGAAGAAGUUUGAGACUGCUACACAAGCUUAGAGGUAAAAACAGAGACUACUAAAUAUAAUGCUGGAAAGCUGCUAGCAAAGCAAAGCCUACUUGUGUCAAGAUGGGCACUGAAAUAAGUGAUGUUUGAGCUUAAAACGUAAGAAUUGAAAGCGUGCUAUUUCUUUAAAUAGCAUUUUUGGCCAUUACUCUUCCUUGGCUGGGGGUGAGGGGUAAGGUCUUACCAGGCUUUUAUUUCAAACACCUCUGUGUCUCUUAAUCUGUAGAGACACAGAUACACUUUAAUGUACUACCACAAUUUAAAAUGAAGACAGGUAAAACAAGUCCACUACCCUGACCUGCUGGCAAACAGCCUGCUCUGUUACCUCAGUGUCCCCGUGUUGAAGCUUCCGGCCUCGCAAAGCUUGCCUUGGUUUUCACAUCUUUCUUUGAUGGUCUUCAAUACCCUGACACCGUCCACAGCAUUGAUGUCUCACUUUCCUGCAAAUCUGCUUCUUCUGAGUGUCUACCUCUCUUGCUACCUCUCUCUGAAUUACUGUAGUUGAUUCCUCCCACCAAAAUUUAAAGUACGCAGAGUCUUCACCAGUUCUUCCCCUUGAGCCUCCGCAGAUGUCGGCAGGCCCCAUCCUGUCAUGAGCUCUCAGAGUCCCAUUUCACUGGCCCAUCUUGGUGUGUCCCCAUCAGGAUGCCCUCUGCACCGCUUUCUGAUGUGCUUCCUGCGACUCACAUCUGCAGGCGCUUCCUGUUCGCUGGGUGAGAGAUAGCGCAUUUUCAAAAGUAUAUGCCAGCCUCAGGAUCAUCUUAACGAGUGCCAGGCAAGCUGCUGUAAUGAAGACACAGAAAACACAGCACUUAAGGGAAAACAAACACUGAAUUCCUCCUCAUGAAGCUGGCCUGCUCAUCACGCAUCUCUUCUGAGGGCCACUCAGAGACUCGUAGCCUUCCGUCUCAAGGCUCUGCCCUGCUCCUACUUAGCACACGCUGCUUAAAUAGGGGUCUCUCUCAUGUCUCUUUUCCUUUUUUAAUUAAAUAUUUUUUGCAGUAACACUGGCUUAUGACAGUUUCCAGCGUACACCAUUGUGAUGGGACAUGGGCGUUUGGUAAUGGUAUAAUUUCCACCCAUCCCAAGCCUCCCUUCAAGCCCUCGGCAAGAGGAGAAAGUCCACAGCAAGCAGCUGGUUUUGAAGGACAUGAUGUGGCAGCUGGAUGUCUCUGCUCAAGUCCUGUUGGCGAUGACCACCCCUGCUGGGAGGGAACACGAAGUCUCUCCAGAGCAGUCGCCUUCCCGGGAAAACAAGAGCGGGGACUUGGGAGCCAGAGGAACCACGAGGUGUUACCCUCGCUUAGAGGCACGUUCUUGCUUGUCAACAAGACUUUUUAAAGGCAGCGUGAACUGUGGCAGGCAUUUCAGACAGCAGGCCUUGCCAGCAGAGGCGAUACCAGAAGAAAGACAGGACGUUUCCUGCGGAGAAACGGAAGGUGUCGCCCUGAGGCAGGCGGGGAGGGCCCACUGCGGACAAAAGUCGUUCAGGCAA
This is a messenger RNA of Talpa occidentalis (Iberian mole), 4172 nucleotides long. It is a transcript of the gene SLC9B2, whose product is annotated as solute carrier family 9 member B2. Gene Ontology annotation, cellular component: membrane. The transcript has 12 exons. The record is from RefSeq and is a predicted model, not a curated record. Gene Ontology annotation, molecular function: antiporter activity. Gene Ontology annotation, biological process: proton transmembrane transport. NCBI's taxonomy places the organism in Eukaryota, Metazoa, Chordata, Mammalia, Eulipotyphla, Talpidae. Bases 1062 to 2651 code for a protein of 529 amino acids.